Molecule: messenger RNA, 1896 nt
Organism: Wyeomyia smithii (pitcher-plant mosquito)
Lineage: Eukaryota; Metazoa; Arthropoda; Insecta; Diptera; Culicidae
Product: transmembrane protease serine 9-like
Exons: 3
Coding region: 83-1837 (584 amino acids)
Biological process (GO): proteolysis
Molecular function (GO): serine-type endopeptidase activity
Source: RefSeq, a predicted model, not a curated record
ACGGUCAUGAAAUAGGGGAUUCACAACAACGAAAUCUUGUGUCAAUGGUCAGACAGAUUGUUGUCUCAGUUUACCACCGAGUAUGAAGCUAUUCACAAUUGCGAUCGUGCUAGUUCUAGAAAUUAUUUCUUGGUCCAAUGAUGCAGCUGCCAGUUGUGGACAGAAGAAAGCAAUCGCCCAACAGUUCAUUGCUUUUGGGUACCGCGCAUUGGCUGGAUCAUGGCCUUGGCACGGUGCAAUGUUCGUCCGAGUGCCGAAAAGCUCAUCUUAUGCAUGCGGAGUGACAGUUCUAACAGAGCAGUUUGUCAUCACCGCUGCGCACUGUACGAUAGAUCCUACCGAGAGGCAGCGAUUGCCACCGAGUCGGGUGUUUGUCAAACUUGGAGUAACGAAUCUGGAUGCAUCGGAAAAACAUGCCCAACAACAUAAUGUGGACAUUAUUAUACGUCACGAGGGGUACGAUGACAUAUCCUUCGAAGAUGAUGUGGCUCUAAUGAAACUUUACACAGAGAUUACAUAUUCGAGCCACGUGCAGCCGAUCUGUUUGUGGCAAGGGGAUAAAUCACUGAACAAAAUUGUUGCGAAGAUCGGAUAUAUUGCCGGCUGGGGGCUGGACGAAAACUAUGGUUUACCGAAAGACCUGAAUGAGGCGACAAUGCCGAUCGUGUCUAAGCAAGAUUGUCUGGAUAGUGAUUAUGAUCACUAUUCAAAAGUUUUUCAUGAUAAAAAAACAUUCUGUGCUGGUUAUCGGAAUGGAACGGCGGCGGGUCCUGGAGAUAGUGGAGGCGGUAUGUUCCUCCGCGUCGGUAACAGUUGGGUACUACGAGGGAUUGUAAGCAAUGGAAAAACGGAUCCGAAUACGUUGAAGAUCAUAAGCACUAGCUAUUUGGUGUUGAUGGAUGCAGCUUACUAUAUAGACUGGAUAAGAUCUCAUGUUACCAUCGAAACUACGAUCGAAACGGAUGCGGAGCCGAUCGAAACGCCGGCUGCUAGUACAUCUAGCGGUGAUCAGGCAAACCUUCUUGAUGUUUCACAGUGCGGUAAGGAAAAAUAUCCUCUAGGGACUCCUGAAGAAUUCAAGGGUUCACUUGGACAGUAUCCUUGGCUGGCGGUUAUUGAAUUUGUAAAUUUAAACACUCGCUUUCUGGAAGACGUUUGCCAUGGAAUUUUAAUUCAUCCGAGAUUUAUGCUAACUGCUGCGCAUUGUGUUCAGCGGCGACGACUCGCGACUCUUCGCUCGGUUCGACUCAACGACUAUCGGUUGGAUACCGUUACCGAUAUCUUCGAAGUUGAAGGGAAAACUGUGAAAACCACAGCAGUGCGAAUCCCAAUCAAAGGUGUUUCCGUUCACCCGAGCUAUGACACUCCAAAAUUUGCUAAUAAUAUCGCGCUGAUCCAGCUGGAUCAGUCAACGGCUCUUACACCUAUCUGCUUACCCACCAAAGGAACGCCAGUUCCGGCGAAUAAAUUACUCAGCAUUGUUGGCUGGAAGAAACAUUCUCGCCCAGAAAAAUAUUUGAUCAGAAACGUGGUUCAGCUGGCGGACUUCCAAAGUUGCAAACGAAAAUACGCAGAUACCAACGUAGCUUUAGAUACGUCAGGAGGACAGAUUUGUAGCACCUACAAUCACGACGAUAACGAUGAAAACUGCUCGCACUAUAUGGGAGCCGCUCCGUUUCAGUACGUGAGAAAUGGUCCGUUUGAGGGCCGUUAUUUCCUGGCGGCGAUCUCCAGCUUUGGCCAUUCCGACUGCCGCCGGGAGGAAUAUUCGGACGUGUUCACCAAUGUGGGCCACUACAGCGAUUGGAUUCGUGAUAAGCUGAAGCAAAAUGAGUAAAGUGUAAAGUGCUAUAAUGUUUGUUGGGUGAAUAAAUAUGGCAGCUGUUUCUCAUGUGA